UCCAUUUGGCUUUUCCACAUUGUAUAUUGUUCCCCUAGAAUUACCAUUCAUCACGUAUCACCCCCACCUGCCGCCACUGGCCCAUUAGGCGCAGAAUUUUCAGCAUCUGAACGCUGCACGUUACUCCACGCUUUCAGUCGAAUUUCCACCGGCCACGUCUUCUCAUCUGCUUUCCGACGUCCCUGCAGCAAUAGCGUCCUGACGCUUCGCGAGCGAGCGCGUUCUAUACCUCCGUCUUUUUCGCGCCCACCGAUCGCGAGACCUUUGUUCAGGCGCACUCCAGAGUUCAGUGUACUCUUCGAAGGGGUGACUCACGUCGAAAAGGGUGGCUAAUGACGAAUGGACGUGUUCGUUAGGCGCAUACACAUGCAACUAGAUGCAUCUGUAUGAUAUCCAGGACUCCCAUCUGGUCUUGAUAGGAUGAAAGGAAUAUUGAAAAACAUGCAUCUUUAAAACUCCCAUAUCCAUUAUUCUUCGAUACCCUACUCAAUUUCAAUAUCCCAUCAGACAAAUGGAGCCUGACCAGCAUAAGUGGCAGGAUAAGCUCCUAGGCGAGCGGCUAAUGAGGUGCUCGAAUAGCUGCGAUGUCGAUUUCCCGCUAACCGAAACGUCGAAAGCUCUGGAGAAGGCGGACGUUGUCGGUUUGUAUUUUUCCUUCGCGAAUAUCAAUUCCAAAAGUGAUGAACUGACGUGCCAGAUGCUCGAUUUGUACAGUAAAUUGAACGGAGAAGAUGGAAAUGAUGGGAAGAGGAUGGAGGUAGUGCAAGUGGUGUUGUGGGUAAACAACGACGUAUACAGUGGCUUCGAAGCCAAUCACAGAGAAUGUCUGAUCGGGUUGCCCUGGUUUGCAUUGCCGUUCGACGAGGUCGAGCUCAAGGCUAGGCUAUCACGAAGGUACAGAAUCAAAUCGGGAGUUCCCACACUGGUACUAUUAGACAAAGACGGUUCUACUAUAAGUAUAUCUGCUCAGGAUAAAUUAUUAGAGGAUCCACAUGGUCUGAAUUUUCCUUGGAGACCUAGACCCGUUGAACAGGUUCUCAAGGAUGUUACACUUUUACCCGGAGGAAUAUUCUUCAGCGAGCACCAAAACACCGAAGGAAAUAUUUUUUAUAGGGAUAUACCAGACGGCAUAAAAGGUUUCUACUUUUCUGCCAAUUGGUGUCCACCUUGCAGAGCAUUUACUCCGCAGCUUGUCGAUAUGUAUAAGCUGGUGAGGAAAAAGGAACCCAACUUCGAGAUAAUUUUCGUCAGUAGUGAUAGGAGUCCUGAAUCUUUCUCUACUUGUGUAGGAUAUAUGCCGUGGUUAGCUGUUCCAUUUCAACAAUCUGCAGUUAGGGCAGAACUGGCCCAACUUUAUGGCAUUAGAGGAAUCCCCACUCUUCUGUUAUUAGAUAGUAAUGGACACGUUAUAACAAUGGACGCCAGAACUGAAUUAGCUGAAGAUCCACUGGCACAGAAUUUUCCAUGGAAGCCAAGAGCUGUUAACGUGUUAACAGAACGAUAUGCGGCCAAAUUGCAAGAUUUUCCUGCUAUUAUACUCUUCGUAGAUGGUGAAGAAACUGAGCUUCAUUUCGCCGAAUCUGUCCUAACACCAGCCGCCGAUGGUUAUUACAAGAAGCACAAUAUCAAUUUCACCGCCCUACAUGAGGAUUUCCUCCUCUGUGUAAAGAACGAGAACUAUCUACAGUUUUUAAUAGGCCUAGACAGCGAAACAAGUGACAUUGUCCGUGAUUUAGUUGGUCUGGACGAUGUAGUACCUCUGCUGGUAGGCAUAGACAUACCAAAUAGGAGAUUUGCAGUGAUGGAAUACGGCGUCGAGCUUACGGUGGAUAGCUGUACGGAUUUUGUUGAGAAAUUCAAAACUGGCAAUGUGAAAUUUAUUGAUAUCAAUAAGAGAAUGUCACAAAAGAAUGAUGAAAACUGAUGGAUUUUUAUCUAAGUUUAUUGAGAAUAUCAUAUUUUGAAAAAGCAAUAAUGUCUCUGUGUAAUUUUUAGAAACUUGAAAUAUUUAUAUCAUUAAAUAAAAUUGAUAAUGUGUAUAAUUUCUCCUUUCAAAUGAACUAGCAAUAAAAUUUUAUUAUUUUGAGUGGUACCUACGUUUGCAAAUAAAGUUAUAUAUCGAUGGUAGGUAUUCUUCUAAAAGGGAAAUGGAAAUGUAUUCAAAUGUUUGUGUAUUCAUUUUUCUGAACAUUCCUUGGCAUUUUUCUUUCAUUUACUGUAGAAGUAG
Messenger RNA from Harmonia axyridis, 2227 nucleotides. RefSeq names its product nucleoredoxin-like. The coding region runs from base 512 to 1924 and encodes 470 amino acids. The record is from RefSeq and is a predicted model, not a curated record. NCBI's taxonomy places the organism in Eukaryota, Metazoa, Arthropoda, Insecta, Coleoptera, Coccinellidae. The transcript is spliced from 7 exons.